Molecule: messenger RNA, 2602 nt
Organism: Lytechinus pictus (painted urchin)
Lineage: Eukaryota; Metazoa; Echinodermata; Echinoidea; Temnopleuroida; Toxopneustidae
Product: G-protein coupled receptor 52-like
Exons: 1
Coding region: 13-1053 (346 amino acids)
Biological process (GO): G protein-coupled receptor signaling pathway
Cellular component (GO): membrane
Molecular function (GO): G protein-coupled receptor activity
Source: RefSeq, a predicted model, not a curated record
ACAUCGUCCAUCAUGGAGAAUUGGACCACAGGAUACGUUAAUAUUUCAAACACAACUGUCGACAUUGCCAGCAGCCAACCGAUGUGGCAGAUCAACUUCCAUCUUAUCGCCUAUCCCAUCAGUGCUUUACUCGCCAUUUUACUAAAUUGCGCCAAUCUUGUGACCGUUCCUCAGGUUUCAAACUGUUUUGGUGAAAACACCAAGCUUUGUCUGAUGUGCCUAGCAGUCGUCGAUCUUUUUACCGGACUGAUUUGUUCAACAUCCGGGGUAUUAUUCGUCCUCGUGCCCAUUUCUCAAAGCGUCUAUUACACCAUCCUUAUCCUGUGCACUGCGUUUGUAUGGCAGUCCAUGCUGAUUUUGACGCUCGCGUCCGUUGACCGGUACAUCGCGGUAACGCAACCGCUUCAAUACUUCGUGCUUGCUUCGCGCAAGCGUAUGAUCGUCGCCCUUACCGCGGUAGUCAUUUUCCCGCUCAUUCUCUCAGCCGUAUCCUAUCUUCAGAGUAUCCUGAGGGGGAUAUGCCCGCCUUUCGCAACUUUCUGCAUAUCUAGUAGCAUCACACCAGGUCACGUCGUCUAUAACAUCAUACCUUUCACGGCAGUUGUGAUCACUACUUUCGUGAACGUUCGUCUGGUUUCUAUCGCGCGUCGUCACGCGCUCCAGAUCGCUGCGCUUGAAGCCGCGGUAAACUCUGGUAACGUCGCCCUACCGCUACCGACCUCAGCGGGAAUGAAGGGACUGAAGACAGUUCUCGCGGUCACUUGUGUGUUUUACCUUGCAUGGCUACCGAGUACCAUCAUUAACAUUUUAAGUCCGAUACCAAAGAUAAACGUCCCGAUUGCACUAUCGUUAAUCGUGAGAUAUGCUAUUACCUCUAACAGUUGGUGGAAUGCUUGCGUCUAUUGGAUCAUGAAUAAGUCAUAUCGAAAUGUACUCCUUAAGAUGUUACCAUUCCGCUGUGGAACAUGCAUCAGAUCACGUGACGCGACUGCACAGUCUCCACUGCACAACCAGAUACAUGUAGCUUACAUCCCUCCCAGGUCUGAACGCUAGCCUGUGUCUGGUUUGACGCGUCAUAACAUGACGUCAUGAAAUGACAUGGCCAGUUUCUAACCGGGGUGGGGGAGGGGGUAACUGAGAAAAACUGAACCACAUAACUAGAACUUCUGGGGACGUUUUCAGAAAGACGUAUUUGAUGUUCUAUCCGACAAACUAGUUUUCAUCCGACAGUUGCCAUAGAAACUGUGCUUCUCGAUCAGCCAAUGAAAGUCAAGGAAAUGUGUAAUAUCUAACAAGUCAGCCAACAGUGUUGAUAAAACUGAGCUAUCCUGAUCUCAAGCAGACCAAAAUUUCAGCACAUCUUUAUUGCGUUACAAUAAUAAUAUUGAACUGUUUGUACUGAAUUGAAAUGUUUGAUUGGCGCGUCUCAUGAAAGCACUGUUCACCAUGUUCACUUCAGGCUCUGGGUGGGAAAAUAGCGCAUACCCCGACAUGGUCUCAGAAGCCAAAUCCCUGUGAAUUGAUCUAAUAUACUAUAUGUCAAUCUGUUGUGAUUUCAUUUUUUAAAAUCGACGUAAUCUUGGAGUCGCGAUGGAGCUUGUAAAUGUUUUCAUCUCUACUAUUUUUUUUGUAGAUUUGAAUUUAUUAUAUAAUUAUUUUAAUGAAGUGUCGGCUUAGACAGAAUGUGUGCUAUAUAACUAGCAGAUGUGGUUAAUUACCUUCCGUCAUUAAAAAGAAAUAUUACUACUUUCAAUUGAAUUACGUUUAUUUUAACUUUAAUCGUUCAUUAUAUUCCCCAUAAGGCAUCUCCUUAAGCCAAAGUGCAAUUAAAAGAAAGUUUCGACCUAUCUGAGUUUGCCCGCUACACUGCGCCUCUCGGACAAAAACACUAAUUAAAAUUCGCCAGAAUUCAUGGACGGAGUGUCACACAAUUUCAAACACAUGUUUUUUUUAUGUACACUGUAUGUAGGCAUGGCUCUGGGGUGCUGGGGUGUUUUUUUUUUCUUGUCAAAUUUACAUCAGCAGUCAGCACCCCUGGUAAAAACAAUCGUCCCAGGGCCCUGUAUGUAGGGAAACAUGAAUACACUUUCAUCAGGAUUAGUUCGUUAUGCCUCGUAUUCUAUCCCUUUAAAUACCUUUUUUAAAUAUUAAGAAAAUAGUAUUCAAAUUUGUUCAGCAUAUAUGUCACCUCAAACGUCUAAGCCAUGUUUUUCCAAAUUGGAUUAGUGUCAUUUUUUGUUCCCAAAAAUGAUGUUGAUUCCACAUUAUACGGUAUGAUUGUGUAAAAUGAUAAUAAUAAUAAUAGUAAUAAUAAUGAUAACAAUAAUAUUAUUAAUAAUGUAGCGCAUAUCACAUUUUGUAUGUGCUUCAGAAAUAAAGGAAAUGGAAAAACGUGUUGCUAAGAUAACUUUGAAGAAUUAAACUACACUUUGUAUUAUUAGUUUUAAGAGCGAUUAAACAUUUGUAUACUGCUAUUGAUGUGUAAUAUUGGUUCGUAUCUGAAUCUCGUUCACUAUAUAGUUAAGUAAUCAAAUAAGAGUUUUAAAGUUAACAUGUUUAUUAUGGAGUAUGGUACCAGCACGAAUAAAAUUAAAUAAUUAAA